This is a messenger RNA of Helicoverpa zea (corn earworm), 2137 nucleotides long. RefSeq names its product dynein regulatory complex subunit 2. The coding region runs from base 108 to 1631 and encodes 507 amino acids. Gene Ontology annotation, cellular component: axoneme; axonemal dynein complex. The record is from RefSeq and is a predicted model, not a curated record. Lineage: Eukaryota; Metazoa; Arthropoda; Insecta; Lepidoptera; Noctuidae. Gene Ontology annotation, biological process: axonemal dynein complex assembly; regulation of cilium movement; cilium-dependent cell motility. The transcript is spliced from 10 exons.
GUUCUUGUUUGUUCAAUAAGUACUUAACUGCAUAUCAGGGACUAGCUGAUAGAGUCCACGAGACACAUUUUACAUUGUUUCUACUUAAAGCAAGAUAAACCGUCAAAAUGGGCAAAAAAGGCAAAGUGAACAAAUUGGCGAAGAUGUCAGAUGAGGAGAGAGCUCGGUACCUGCAGCAUCGAGCUGAUAUGGAGGAGGAAGCUCGAAGAAGGAAGCAGGAACUUAUCCAUAGGUUCAUCAAGAACAAACUCGAUAAAGAAGAAGCCUACAGUCGUCUGAACACAGCGAAAAUAAAUCAGCAAUGGCGGUUCAUACUGCGCAAGAUAAAAUGCAAACAAAUGGCGACCGAUAUACAGAACAUGCUGCUUAGCUUUAAUUUCCUGUUGGAGCGCAAAAAUCGUCUGCUCACAGCUCUGAUGAAAGCGACGAAUGACUCCGACGAACAGCACCGAAGAGCGUUCCAGGCACAUACUGAAAACGUCAGCUAUUUUUUGAACAUAGGAUACCAACGCUUAGACAAGUUACAAGCUGAAUAUGACCACCAGAAGAACACUCUUCUUGAGAAUUGGGAUAAAGAGGAGAUGGAACUAGUAGACGGUCAGGACCGAGCCGAGUUUAAGCUGAAGCUGGUCGCUUACAUACAGGAUCGAGACUUUCAGAUUUUGAAAAAGGAUAUAGAAACGCAGAGGGCUACUGAGAAGAAUGAUGCGAGACUUGAGCAUGAAGAGGAUCUGCUAAGCUUCUGCACGCCCAAGCAGUUGGUAAUCGAGAUGUACUGGACCAAACUCCGUGAGGUCUACAAGUCGUAUCAAGAGGAGCACGAGCCCAUCAUGAGCCACUACCACAGCCUGCGAGAGAAGGACGACUUCUACCAGAAGGAGAUCGCUAAGAACGACUACCAGAUACAACUUGCUAGUGAAAACUUGAUGAACCUGCAACACGAAUGGCAGAAGACGACGAGCACUAUGACCGAUAAACUGACGCGCAUGGCGAGCCGCAAGGAGGAACUGACACGCAAGUAUCUUCAGAUGAAGAGGGACUCCAAGGUGGAGAGCAGUAAAAGCAGCCACGAUCUUAACAUCAUGGUUAAUGCCAGCCAGGAUGCUAUAAAGCAUCUUGAAGACAUGUGUGAUAAAGUGAACAAAAUACUGCAGCUGGCAGAAAUCUGCAGCAAGUAUGAGCACGAGGGUGACAAGCUCACUGAUGAUGCGAAGUACGACAUCGAAUCCGUUGACUUCGAACAUCUGGACAAAGAUAUGAUCAAUGAAUGCAAAGAAUACAGUAAAAUGGACAAGUUCCUGCUCAAAGUUAACAGGGCUAAGGUCCAGGCUCUCUGUUUGAAGACCGAAAAGGCGAAGUUGGCGAAGGAGAACAUUCAGUUGAAGAACUACAUCAAGAGAUACUUGACGGACUUGGCACUGAAGGGAAGAGAUCGGCCGUUAAGCAUGAAGAUACGCACGGAGCCGCCGAAAGUGGAUACCAAAAUCCUGAAUCGUCCAGUAACGUGCAUAGAAGGUGCACUCUCGAACGCAGUGCAGCAUGAGAAGCGUAUGCGUAACAUCGAGCGACGCAACAAGGAUAGCGACAUCAGAGCAUACCCGCGCGUACAAUGCUGGCUGCAGUCUGCAUGAUACACGAACAUACGUACUUCUUCGUGCCCUGUUCCCAAUUUGAAUUUUAACAUAUUUUAUGUGCUUUCAAUCAUUCAUAAUUGACCAAUGGUGUCAAAUAUUCUAGUCAAUUAGAUAUAAGUUGCAUUUUAUUUUGAAUAUGAUAAUCAAUCCAUAUUUUAUUAAUAAUUAAUUUAACGUUUGAAUGCAUAACUUAUUAGACAUUGUGUAUUCCAAAGUUUGUCUUUCUGUUCCCAAUUUGAAAUUUAACAUAUUUUAUGUGCUUUCAAUCAUUCAUAAUUGACCAAUGGUGUCAAAUAUUCUAGUCAAUUAGAUAUAAGUUGCAUUUUAUUUUGAAUAUGAUAAUCAAUCCAUAUUUUAUUAAUAAUUAAUUUAACGUUUGAAUGCAUAACUUAUUAGACAUUGUGUAUUCCAAAGUUUGUCUGUCUGGGUAUAAUUUAUUUAAGCCGAAAUAUGUGUCAAUUAAAGUUGUCAAUUAUUAAAUAUAAUAAAGGAAAUCAUGAUAA